Nematolebias whitei (Rio pearlfish) is the source of this 2689-nucleotide messenger RNA. RefSeq names its product serine/threonine-protein phosphatase 2A 55 kDa regulatory subunit B alpha isoform. The transcript has 10 exons. NCBI's taxonomy places the organism in Eukaryota, Metazoa, Chordata, Actinopteri, Cyprinodontiformes, Rivulidae. Gene Ontology annotation, biological process: peptidyl-serine dephosphorylation. The coding region runs from base 327 to 1658 and encodes 443 amino acids. The record is from RefSeq and is a predicted model, not a curated record. Gene Ontology annotation, molecular function: protein phosphatase regulator activity; protein binding. Gene Ontology annotation, cellular component: cytosol; protein phosphatase type 2A complex.
CGGUCUUGUAUUCCUCGAUGUCUCACGUGCGCAAAAGACAGUGGGGUGGGGAAAGAAGAGGUUUGUGGGAUGUGAAGUAGCCGGCGGCAACCGAGACAGAUGCUGGGAGUGACUGAUCCACGAAGAGAAAACAUCCGAAGGAAGAGCAGGACAUAAGAGCGUGGCAGCGUUACAAUAAUCUCCAUCUGUACGUUUCAAGGUCCAACAUUCAGCUUUUUGUAGCGCGCGCAACCUGCGAAGAAAAAGUUCAGAUCCCACGAAUCAGCGCGUGGGAGUGGAGAGCAGGAUCGUGACUGACUGAGGCAAGCUCCACUGUCUGUCUCGUCAUGGCAGGACCUGGAGGUGACAUGCAGUGGUGCUUCUCUCAGGUGAAAGGAGCCAUUGAUGAUGACGUAGCUGAAGCCGACAUUAUCUCAACGGUUGAGUUUAACCACACAGGGGAGCUGCUCGCCACCGGGGAUAAAGGUGGACGUGUAGUCAUUUUCCAGCAGGAAAUAGAGAACAAGAGCCAGCCUCAGUUCCGGAGCGAGUACAACGUUUACAGCACCUUCCAGAGCCACGAGCCCGAGUUUGACUACUUGAAGAGUUUGGAAAUAGAAGAGAAGAUUAACAAGAUUCGCUGGCUUCCUCAGAAGAAUGCUGCCCAGUUCCUGCUGUCAACAAACGAUAAAACUAUAAAACUGUGGAAAAUCAGUGAACGAGACAAGAGACCGGAGGGCUACAACCUCAAGGAGGACGAUGGAAGAUACAAAGAUCCCAACUCUAUCACGUCACUGCAGGUACCAGUUUUAAUCCCUAUGGACCUCAUGGUGGAGGCCAGUCCUCGGAGGGUGUUUGCCAACGCUCACACCUACCACAUCAACUCCGUCUCAGUCAACAGCGACAACGAGACCUACCUGUCUGCAGACGACCUCCGCAUCAACCUCUGGCACCUGGAGAUCACCGACCGCAGCUUCAAUAUUGUUGACAUUAAACCAGCCAACAUGGAGGAGCUAACGGAGGUGAUCACAGCAGGGGAGUUUCAUCCUCACCAGUGUAACACCUUCGUCUACAGCAGCAGCAAGGGAACCAUCCGUCUCUGCGACAUGAGAGCUUCAGCUCUCUGCGACAAGCACUCCAAGUUGUUCGAGGAGCCAGAAAAUCCCAGUAACCGCUCCUUCUUCUCCGAGAUCAUAUCGUCGAUCUCAGACGUUAAGUUUAGUCACAGUGGACGUUACAUGAUGACCAGAGACUACUUGUCUGUGAAGAUUUGGGACCUGAACAUGGAGAACCGACCAGUGGAGACGUUUCAGGUUCACGAGUAUCUGAGGAGCAAGCUGUGCUCGCUCUACGAGAACGACUGCAUUUUUGACAAGUUCGAAUGCUGCUGGAAUGGCGACGACAGUGUGGUGAUGACGGGCUCGUAUAACAACUUCUUCCGGAUGUUCGACCGCGGCCACCGGCGGGAUAUCACCUUGGAGGCGUCCCGCGAAAACAGCAAGCCCAUGCAGGUCCUAAAGCCCCGCAAGGUGUGCACUGGCGGCAAACGCAAGAAGGACGAGAUCAGCGUGGACAGUUUGGACUUCAACAAGAAAAUCCUUCACACCGCCUGGCACCCCCAGGACAACAUCAUCGCAGUGGCGACGACUAACAACCUCUACAUAUUCCAGGAUAAAUAAACUAAUGGGACCGUCCGGCAGCCUGAGGUGGUGGAGGUCCGUGGUAACGUCCCGCUCCGUUGCUCGUGGCUAAUCAGACUCGUUGUAGAUGUGGACAGAAGUUGUUUCUCGCCCAUCGUCAGCCGGUGGCAGUGACGUCUGCCUCGUUGUUAAAGUGACGCUGUGCCAAUUGUUUCUUCUUCUCCCCUGUUAUGUUCAUUUCUUGCCCACGUGCUCUUUACUUUCAUAAUGUGGGCAAAACCAUUCAAUUUCCUUUAAGAUUCUGAGUCUUUUUUUUAUAAUGUCCCCCCCCCCCCACCAAAUGGAUCUGUGAUAGAAUAUAAAAAGUUUAGUCUUUAUUGUCAUGUGCCAUUGUAGUUUAUUUUUCUAAGAUGAGUAGUUUUUUUUAAUUAAGUCAUCCAUUAUACUGUAGGUUUUCCCUCAUCCAGUGUUGAUUAUAACUGCGUACUCAGCGCUCACGCAGGUUUGCCCAGUUGCUUCAUUAUGAAUUAUUUUUACACAUUUGCUGUUCAAAGCGACACCUCGACAGUUGCCUCCAGGAUUUUAACUACAGCGCGUUUUCAGCGACGUGCCUCAGGCUCACCGUCACAAAAGAUCUUUUGUUGUCGUCGUCCUCCCCCAAUUGAGACAUGCUUGUGCAUUGGUUCCUCUUCCUCCUCUUGUUUUGGCGUGCAGAAAUCGUCAGGUAUGAGAAGAUACACGAUUGUGAUUUUUCUAUAAAAAAAAAAAAAAGGUUUAAAACUUCACCGGACGUGUUCCGUCCCAUUUUGUAAAUGGAAGCUGGACGUUUUGUUGUUUGAGUUUUCUUAAUUCUGGUCUUCCCAGCUUGACCCACAGCUCUAAGCAGUGUUUCACAACAGGGAUUUGACACUGGACUUUCAUUGCACCUGAACAAAGUACUUGGAUGUGUCCAUGUUAGACUACAGUUUUAAAAACCACAUGUUUAUUUGAGGCGUUGAAUAUUUUAACUACUGCAGACAAUGCUGUUUUAUGGCGCGUUAUGUCUACAUAUAAAGGUGCUGGUCAUAAAA